Molecule: messenger RNA, 1254 nt
Organism: Cylindrotheca closterium
Lineage: Eukaryota; Bacillariophyta; Bacillariophyceae; Bacillariales; Bacillariaceae
Source: the annotation of a GenBank genome assembly
AUGAUGGAGGGAAAAUGUCAAGACUCGGUAAUCCAGGAGCUUAUGAACAAGUGCCAUAUCUAUCAGUUUGAAGAAGGAAACUCUCGAAAAGCAAGAGAGACUUUGGAGACAGUGUUGGAGAUACAAACGGAAGACCUAGGUGAAGAUGAUAUUGCUGUGGCUAAGACACUGAUGUACAUUGGGUCCAUUCUAAGGGAGGAAGGAGAUUUCAAUGAAGCCUUUGAGAAACUCAACAGAUCACUUGCGAUACGUGUGAAAAAAUUGGGAAGACAUUGUGAUACUGCCGAUUCCUACGAGGAAAUUGGCAUUACCUUUCAGAGACAAGGCGAACAUGAACAAGCCAAAGAAAUGUUCCGCGAAGCUCUAGAUAUCAAGCGCGAAAUUCUUCCAAAUGAUCAUAUUGAAGUGACGGGACUUUACGAACGUGAAGCGCUCUCAUUGAGUAACCAAGGCAAGUUUUCAGAAGCAAUCAAGGUAUACAAAGUCCAACUUGCGGCGAUACUACAAAUUCAUGGAGAGUUUCACCCCAGCGUUGCACACUUAUAUCAAGGCAUUGCAAUGCUACUGAAACUUCAAAAUAGGUUGGACGAUGCUGUUCAGUUGCUUGAUAAAUCCAUCGAAAUUUCCAGUCGCUUACAACGGGUGGGAGACUUCGACAUGAAGGUAUUGGGCUCAAUAUUCCGCCAUAAAGCAAAAAUACAGAAUCAACAGGGCAACCUCGAAGGUGCCACAGAGACGUGGAACAAAGUGCUAAUGAUUCGAAUUGAAACGGUGGGUGAAAUGCACCCCAAAACAGCCGAAACCUAUGAAGAACUCGCACUAGUAUAUAUCCGACAAGACAUCAUAGAAGGUGCCAUCGAGUCGUAUGCGAAAGCCAUUAAUAUUCGUCGAAAGGAGCUUGGCGAUGACCAUUCCAACACAAAAGAGCUUGUGCUUAACCGAGAACUGUUACAGCGGGAGAAAUAUCAGAGAAUACUGAGAAAUCAAGGAUUGGCAAUGCAAACGGAAGGCGAUUCUGAAAAGGCGGAACAACUCUUCCAAGAGGCGAACGAAAUUUUGAAGGAAAAGGCAGCAAUCUUCGAGAAUCUUUCGGCUGUCAAAGUUGACCAGGGAAUGCUGGACGAUGCCAUAGCCACGAGUGCAGAAGCUCUCAAAAUUCGUCGAAGAACGCUGGGUGACGAAGAUGCUGGCACGAGGCUACGUACGGAAGCGCAUAGGUCAUUGUUGAAACGUCUCUUGGAGAAUCGGAGCUAA